AUGGAGGCGGAGGAGCACUUCGGCCCGGCCCCCUCUCCUCCACUGGGGCGCGCGGGAUGCUCCGAUGCUGUGGACAGUGCCGCGCGGCCUGCGCCUAGGGCGACGGAUCGACCGCGCUUUCGAGCGCUUGCGCGGGCUGCUGGGGAUCUGGAGGCGCAGCCUGCGCUCGAGCGCUGCGACGAGGAGGUGGAUGAGCUCCUCGAUCCGUGGCGCCCCUGCGCCUCGACUCGAUCGGCUGGAGACGGCGGCGACGGAGAGCUACUGGCGGGCCUCUUCGAAGGGGAUUUGGCCCCCCCUGGGACUUCGGCUGGCGCGCCCGACGUGGUGGUCUUCGUUUCUGACGACUCUGCGAGGCGCGGCGGACGUCGCUGGGGCUUGGCGGUAGGCAGCGCUGGCCUGCCCUCGACUUCUGCUUCGGGGAGCGUGUUUCUCUCUUCUGGCGCAUCGGCGGACUCUGGCUCCUCUUCGCUGGGCUCAGGGGUGAUCUGUCACCCCUUCGCGGUGCAUUCUUGCUACGACGGGGCCCUUGGAGGCAGUUUGAGCGGGCGGGACGACGGGGGCCGAUCUUCUGACCCUGACCUUGGCCUGGUGGCAAGCCCAUGCGGGCGACAGACAUCGCGGAACGCCUCUGCACAAGACAGCCGAUCGCGCGACCUACAAGGGGGCUUUGCUUUGGGAGAGGAUGUUGGAUCUUCUUCGCUGGGCGACUCGGGUUUUUGCACGCCGCGGGCCUCUUGGAGCUCAGGCGUCAGCGGGUCGUCACCCCCACCUGAUGGCUCUCCCAUGAGCAUGGAGGAUGGCGGGACGGCCACCGGGCAGCUGCUUGGGAUGACGGGGCGGCUGGGGGCUGAUUGCCAUGGCAGGGGUACCGUUGCGGUUUGGGCACCGCGACAAUCGCUGGGCUCGAUCGGUGGGGCGGUCUUGGGUGCCUCCCUUUCGGGGCGGGUCGAGGUCGUCGGGGUCGUCAUUGAAGGCUCCCGCAUGCUGCCUUCUGACGAGGACCCUGAGGAUUCCGGCAACUGGGAGGCGGUGCUCGAAGAUGACGAGGCGGUUAUUGACAACCUCAGUGCGUUCUCAGACUGGCUGUUGGAGCUCCCGUCUGGUCGCCUUCGCGAGGUCUACGACAUGGCGGGUCUGGAGUCUGCCCCGCCUGGGGCUUCCGAUCGAUCUCUGGUCGACAAACUGGUGAUUCACCAUGCACGUCGACGCCGGGCGGUUGAGCGGGGCGUGGAUAGGGCUGCAGAAAUGGCAGCCUCGCCGGCGGUGCAGGAGGCUCGGGAUCAGCCUCCAUGCGUUGGAGUCAAGCGGCAGCGGCUGGCGGAUUCCCCUCGCAUGGACAUGGCCAGGCAGUUGGCGGCGGCUGCCUGCCUUGGGGCUUCGGCGGAGGCUGGUGGUGCUGGGGAUCGUCCCCACGGGCGCGUCAUGGCCGCGCCUCACAAGCGGCUGGCUCUUCCCCCACCCCCUGAGGAUUCUGGAGAGAGGUCUGCUAAUGGGAUUCAUCAGCUCCAGCUUGCGGUACGCCAGCCUCUGGAGCUUGUCCCUGCUGGGCCGAGCGCCCCUCGCCAGUGGAUUGAGCCGGUGCCGCGUUCUACUGCUGAUGCCCCGGGGGAGGCGUCACUGGCAAGUGUGGAGAAUGUGCACGUGGAUGUGACGAUGACGAUGGCUGCGGGGAGGGCUGCCGACCCGCUGAUCAGAUCAUCAGCUGAUGUGUUGGAGGCGCUUGAGGCGGUCGGGGGGUUGAUCGCCAAGGUUAAGGGCGGCGCUCCCUUGGCGGAUUCUGACCUGCUCGCUCUCACCCCUCUCAUUUCUGCAUCCACUGCCAUCAUGAGGGGGGUGGUGGCUGGAGUUGCUGCAUGCGAUCUCAGUCAGGAGGCAGGCAGGCGUCAGGCGACACGAGUCAUGGAGUUCGGCCGCGCGCUGGAUCGUGCCCUGACGACCAGGUGGGGGUGCACCAAGGCGGUCUUGUUGGUGAGGAGGACAGGUCAUGGGGAAUAUGCAGCCCUGUUGACGAAGGAGGGCCUUGCUCGGGCCAAAACCCUUGCUCCAGUGCAUGUGCCUGGGUUUGGGCGGUGGGAGCGUGCAGAAGAUGCCCGCCGCCGGCUCAUGAGCGCGUCCUUGGUGCUCAGCGGGGUCCCCCUUUCCCGCUCCCUCUCUGACCUUGCGCGAGAGCUGGCCGCCGACAACGCCAGCCGCUGGAAUGGAGUGGCCAAGGCGGAUCUGCAGGACAUCCAAGUUGAACGCUUGAAUCGGAUCGCAGCAGCCGAGCUCUUGGGGCCUUCUGGGUCUACGGUGAUCGUCUCUGCCUACAUCCGUCACACGUGGGGGGAGGGUUUGGAGGAGCUACGCCGGGCGGUGGUCUGGGCACAGAGCCGCUCCCCCCGCAUGGUGCUUGGCAUGGACGCCAACGGUCACAGCCCUUUUUGGGGGCCGGAGGAUGUCCGCACCAACGCGGUGGGGCAGGCCGUGGAGGAGCUUAUCAUGCUUCACAAUCUGGAGGUGAUCAACGACCCAGACGCCCCGCCUUCAUUCGUGUCUGACCGGAGGGACAAGUCCUGGAUCGAUGUCACUCUGGCUACCCGCAGUGCUGCUUUGGGCUUGGCGGAUUGGCGAGUGGAUCAGGAUUUUUUCUCUGGUUCUGAUCACCGCGCCAUACGCUUCUCCGUGGCCCACUCCCCCAUCAGCAACCGUGUUUACAGGUGCAAGGACUGGAGUGGGGUGGAUUGGCCCCAAUUCAGUGCGGCGGUGGCUCGGGAAUGCAGGGCACGGGGAGUUCAGCGGGCGUCCGACCACGAUGGCAGCACUGAUGCGCGGUCGUCGUCGAGGGAGGAGAUUCGGGAGGAGGCUGACAGACUGACGACGAUCCUCACAGAGGUGCUGCAGGGUGCCAUCGAGGAGCAUGUCCCAGAGAAGAGGGUCUGCUGGGCGUCCAAGCCUUGGUGGAGCCCUCACCUCACAGAAUUGCGACGACGUAUGAAACACCUCAGGAACAGGGCGGACCGGCUUGACACUGACCACGACAGGGGACUAUACCGCCGGGCUUGCAAGGAAUUUACUCGGGAGGUUAAGAAGGCGAAGGCGGCUGCAUGGCGACGAUUCUGUGAGUCCGUCAAUCAUGAGGACAUGUGGCCAGUGCUUCAGCGGAUCCUCAAGCCCCGCAGAAGGAUUCAGGUGGCAGAUCUCCAGACGGACGAAGAGCAGUGGGCGGUUGAGGACUCAGACAAGGCCAGCGUGCUCCAGGCACGCUUCUUCCCUAGGGCCCCGUCUUCGCAGGAGUUCAGAGACCGGACUGCGACUAGGAGAGCGGAGAUUGACGCAUGGCUGGCGACGGAGUGGGGGGAUUUUCCUCUGAUCCAGGAGUCUGAGGUCCGGAGGCGGAUCCUUGAGAUGAGGGCGGUCAGCGCGCCGGGAGCGGACGGCAUCCUGGCCAAGUGUCUUCAGGAGUGCAGCGACAGCAUCACUCCAGUGCUUCAAGCCAUUUUUAAUGGCCUGAUUCGCUCGGACGAUGUUCUCAUUUGGGACAUUGUCUCGUCGACUGAGGGCACGCCGGGCAGGGUGCAGGCUGCAUUGGACUUCAUCGCAGAUUGGAGCGAGGAAUGGGGCCUGAUCUUCGACGCGGCCAAGUGCAAGGCUCUGGACGUCACCCUGCGGAGGAGGGUGGAGCCGUUACACUUGACUAUGGGCGGCCGGACCAUUCCCAAGGUGGAUGAGAUUAAAUACCUGGGAGUCUGGAUCGAUAGCAGGCUGACCUGGCGGAAGCACCUGGAGGUCACCUGCAAUGCUUGCCUUCAACGUCUUCGAGUCAUCAGGAAGCUCUGUGCUACACAUUGGGGCCUGCACCCGACGGUUGUCUCCACUUUAGUGGGGGCAACGGUUUUUCCUCGUCUCUGGUACGGGGCAGUGGCGUGGGGCAGUGUGGUCAGGACGCAGGCCAGGCUGGACAUGCUGGACAGGGUUCUUCGGAUGUCUGCGAUCAUCACCCUUGGCCUUCUCAGGACUACGAGCACGGUGAAGGCCAUCGCGGCGUGUGGGUGGCUUCCCGCUGAUCUUCACAUCCGAUACGUCAUCCUUCAAUUCGUGCUCAGGCAGCGGGUGUAUGGCCGGACUUCCUUAGGCAUUGAAGAUGACGACGGGGGAUGCAGCCGCACCCCACGGUGCUCCACAGCGGCCUUGGCGAGGAGGGAGCUGAGGGCCCUCAGGCGUGCGCACCCCCAGGUGGUUGAGGGUUUAGAGAGGGUGGACCGCGCAUGUUUUUGGAUCCGCCCCCCCUGGGAGGCCCCUCCCCAGAUCCCCUGCGACUUCCUCGCCAGAGAUGAGGCGCAGGAUCGCAUCGACAGCUGCAUGGAGGCUGGCGGGGGAGUGUGCAUCUUCACUGACGGAUCAGUCAUGGAGGGGGGGGGGAAUGGGGCGGCUGCGGUGUUCUUCCGGGAUGAUCAUGACGAGCUUCCUGCUACACAUCCAUCUCACACCCUCCUCCUCCCCAUGGGCCCGCUCCUCGCCAGUACUGAUACGGAGGUAGGGGGCAUUCAGGGGGCUCUCCGGCAGCUACAGUCGACGCCUUCCCCGGGCAGUGCCACCCUCAUCACGGACUCACAGGCUGCACUGCUGGCACUGACCGGUUCUCAUUGGCGACGCUGUCGUGAGUCGGUGUGGACCACUUUGGCGCUUCACCAGGCUCUCUGGGAGGCUGGUAUGCAGGUGCGGUUUUGGUGGGCCCCUGGACAUAGUGGGGUGGCUGGGAAUGAGCUGGCGGACAGUGCGGCGAGGAGGGCAGCUCAGGGCGACAGUCCUUCUCCGCUUGUGGACACGUGGUGUAACAAGCGCCAGCUGGAGCGGGAGAUUUGCCGGUGGUACCAAGACACGGCUAGGAGGCAGGAGAGGACCUUGGACGGGACGGUCCUGGACUCCACCGAGGAUGUGGUCUUCCGUUCUCAUCUCCGCUGGACCCGCGCCCUGCCCUCGCGAUACGCUGUGGCAUUGGUUGCGCAGUUCUUGACAGGACACUACCCUACACGCGUCUACUUGGCACGGUUUCGUCUGACGGACUCGCCCUUCUGCGACGAGUGUGGGUGCCCAGACUCCAGGGCGCAUCUCCUUCUUGACUGCACCCGUUUCAGCUACCUUCGAGAGAGCCUCACAUCUUGGCUUCGCGAGGAGUGGAGCGGCCGGACGCGACAGGCUGGGGAGGCUUGCCCGGGGUGGGAGUGGGAUUUCCUAACGGGAUCCAGCUGGGGCCGGCUCUGGCUUUCCCGCUUCCUUUGCGAGACCAGGAGGAGACACAGGCGAUGGGAUGACCUUGAGGCCACGCUGCACCGGGAGCAGGAGGGACGGGCGGCCCUGGGACGAGCUGGGGCGGUCGACGUGGACGCGGAGGAGGACGAGGACAGCAGUGAGGACGAGGAUGUUGAGGAGGCUUGA
Messenger RNA from Ostreobium quekettii, 5415 nucleotides. The record is from the annotation of a GenBank genome assembly. Lineage: Eukaryota; Viridiplantae; Chlorophyta; Ulvophyceae; Bryopsidales; Ostreobiaceae.